Molecule: messenger RNA, 22111 nt
Organism: Xyrichtys novacula (pearly razorfish)
Lineage: Eukaryota; Metazoa; Chordata; Actinopteri; Labriformes; Labridae
Source: the annotation of a GenBank genome assembly
GUGGGAGGAGAGACAGGGAGGAAGUGAGGAGAAGGAGGGGGGGGCAGCAGGAGCAGCGGCAGCGGCUCGCAGGCAGGCAGGCAGUCACGGAGGGAGGUCGGAACAGUUUGAGGAUCUGCGCGUUGUUUCCCGUGUGGCUGGGGGGAUUUCAUGUGGAAGACGAAGAAAGCGACCGAGAAACGCUGAACGCUCAUCCUUCUCUGGAACGGAAUUUAUCUCGUGUCCCCCCUUCAAAAUGUGCACCCCGUGUUGUUUAUCGCAGGUAAGGAACAACACACUGACAUACUGCGAGGUUUUAUUGUUGUUUUGAGCUAUUGUAGACGGCGGUACGAGGAUGAGCUAACGUUCCGUCGGCUCUUCUUUCUGUCUUGUUUACAGUUUGUAUGAACGCAUCUAAUGUAAGCCACUCGCCUCCCGCUAACACGACUAAGCAGGGUCUAAAGUGUCGUGGUGAAACCUCAAACUGCUGUCAGCUACUGUAGGUCAUUAUAAAAAACGAGAGCAUCAUGAUAUGUCAAAUGAAAGGAUUGAAUAACUUCACUGUAGUAACGUUACAGCCGAUGUGGGACAAAGAAACUAGCCAAACCGUCACAACAGCCACUCAGUACUGUACCUGCUGCCAUCAUAUGUAAAUGUAUUCACAGAUGUGCUGGAUGGAAACGGUUAUAAAUAGUCGAUUUAUGGAGUCCAGGCGUGUCUUGUCCACAUUAUUUAGGUGGCGAUAAGUGUAUUUUUCCUUUGACUUGCCUUGUUGUGGUUACAAUAACGCACAGUUGCACUUCUUAAGAACAGCAACCAAAAGCUUCAGAGCAAUCUGAGUAACAGCAAGUAGGCUAGCAUACUUUUUUCCUGUCAGGCACAUCCACUUAGCUGAAAAUGGUUUAAUUUUAUUACUAAGGAUAUGCAGGUUGUGAAGUUGCAGACUGUCUCAGGAAAACAGCAUUUUCUUACUUGUAGAUUACCCAUAACAAACUGUAUGGUGGAUUUAGCUUUAUAUUGAUAAUGACGUUAAUGCCUGAUCAAUAUAAAAGCUGGCUUGUGAACUCCAAAAUAAAUAAACAAAGGAGGCCAAAGUCUGGAUAUAGAGACGAUUGAACACCCCUAGAGAAAACAAAUAGAAAGUUUGGUGUAAUUUAACUGGACAAAACAAUGAAUUAAUAUGACUGUUCAAACCACUUUCUGUCACCUUUUCAUAGAUUAAAUCAAGUGGCUAAAAAGGCCAUCACCAGAAAUUGGCUAAAAACAUGCACCAAAAAUAGAGGAUUGGGUAGAGGUAAUGAUCGAUAUAUACAGAAUGGAGAAGCUGACUUUCUCAUCUAGACUAAAAACAGAUACUUUCAAAAAUUACGUGGGUUGAUUUUGUGUCUCAAUUGAGAGCAGACUUUGUGUAUUGUAAACUGUUGAUACCCUUGGUUCAGGCUACAAACUUGUUCAUAUGUUUAUUAUGUUUACCCUCCAACAGGAGAAAAGAAACAGUGCAAGAGAGGUAUGAAAAUAAGGACAUGAGUGAAAAGUGUUUCGUUUUACAACACAGUUAUUCUACUGUACAUUAACUCAAGAAGUUUAUCUCUUACUAUGUCUCUGCUCUGCCGUGCACAAAUAUUAUAUACAGUUGGAAAUGUGUUCAAGAUAUGUAAAAUGUUGAUGGAAUAUUGAUAUGUGAAAUCAAUAAAAAAGAAAAUAAAAAAAAAAGGUUAAUUCAAAAAGUAUUUAGGAAAUUACCACUAGGUAAAUAAUGGGUGGUUAAAGUUUGGCAUUUUACGUAUUUGAGGUCUGUAAGUAAUGUGGAGUCACUAAAAUACCAAUACAGCUUAUGGUCUAAGUGGUUAAAAAGCGUUUUCUUCUGUGCCUGAGUGCCUCUUUUCCAUCCAUCAGGAUGUGUCUGACCACAGAGCUGGUCUGAUCAGUAAUUGAAUUAUACACAUCCAUCAUCUCAAUGGAGUUCACUUUUUAUUUCCUGCUCUUUUCAAAGACAUGAAAACAGGGUAGGACUAAAAGGAAAUGAAGAGUAAACAAUGAGAUCAGUUUUGUGACGCUGUGGCGGUAAACUAAUCCCGGUCACAGACACCCUAUUUAGUUAAGUCACCGUCUCCUAUUUAUGUACGUACUUGUAAUUAAGUCUUUUUGGGUGUGUGUAUGUACCCCUCUUGAGGGUAUAAAGGAGCCCGAAUGGAUGUGUGGUCUGUUAAUUUCCUCUUUGGCUCUGAGGUGGAAAUAAAGGGAGGGUGGGUUUUGUUUGGGUUAAAUUUGGAAUAGAGGAGUAGGCACAGUGAGGAAGGAACUCAUAAUUUCUCAGUGGGAUCAGAGAUGUAUGCCAUGUUGUGUUGUGAUAGCGGGUUAGCUCUGGUUCAGUGUUUCAGCCAAAGCACAGCAAGCAAUUGGCUGUGAGCGUAGGAUGGGACUGAGAGCAUUUUUGUGAGGUAAAUGGCACAGACAUGGCAGGGAAGAUGAGGCAUGAGAUGCAAAUAUAUAGUUUUAUGCAAAUAUCCUAGCUAAAUCAGCAGGUAAUCAAACUUGUUUGGUAAAUAGUAGAGAUUGGUUAACAGUGUGUUUUUAUCUUUUUUGUCGUUUCACAGUGUGUUUGCAAUAUGAAGUCUAUGUUGGCUGCAUUUGUGCUAAAGUAAUUUGCAAUUCUUUACAGAUAUCCAGUUGAAGUGUCAAGAAUAUGAAAUUAAAAUCCACAAAUCACCACCCUUACACCUUUUUUUGUAAAUAGAUUAAUAAAAAUAAAUCUGCCUGUCCUGUCAGAAACUUGUGAAAAUGGUUUCCAUCAAUCCCCCAGGGUCAAAAUGAUGUCUCAAAUAAGCAAAAAAGGUAAAAAUGCAAGACAUCCAACUGCAAAUUGAUUAAAAGUAAAAAAAUGACACUGACAAAACUUCAACCAGCUACUGUUCAUCACUGUUGCAUAAAAAACUACUAAAAUUAUGUGUUUGUUGGACUUGGUAAGUAAUCAAAAAUGACAGUAUUCAACAUUGAAACAUUAAGCCAACUGUGCAACUCAAACAGCGUGUACUAAAAUUUUACAAACAGGUGUGGAUAAGCUGACAAAUCACUUGACUUGCAAUCUAUAGCCAAAGUGAAUUUAGCCACAAAACAUCUGUCAGACCCCCUUCAACAUAAAUUUCUCAGUUUAACAUACGAUCUGUAUUACUCGCCAACUGUGUUCAUGUGUGACAUGCCUGCUAUUUUCAGCCUCCCCAAAGGAAUUUUGCUGUGGUCAGCAGCCCUGCAGGGGUUUGUUUUCUCACACAGAUAUCACCGGCGAUCUUUCUUUCCUUUUGUCUCCUUCUUGACUGUCAUGUGGCAGCUUUAAAGUCUUCCUAGCCUUUUCUCGCCCCCUGUUUUCCCAGGUCUUGUCUGUGUUAUUUAUUAAUUUCCUCUCAUGAAAGGGAAGAGAGGGAUGAUGAAACCAUGUGAAAUGCCAGCUCUGUCCUUGCGUGGGGCCAUUAGUAUCAGUUGACUUACAGUCAGGCUUAGUGUCAAGGGAUUGUUUCAGAUUCCGGACAAUACCUUGCAGCCCACACUAAUAAACAAUAGGCUACGUUUUGAGAUGAGAAACAAGCCCCUAACCACAGCAUGAUGUAAAAAGCCUGUUGAUCUGAAACCCUUUUGUUUUCUUUCUUCCGGUUCUUGUUCGCUCUGUAUCCUGCAGCUACUGCUUUGUCUGCAUGAGAUUUUUGAGUUUCUGCUCUCUUUUUCUUUUUAAAUCUCCACUUUAUCUCUGCUAUGUCCGCCUUUCUUUCCUGCUCAUUGGAACUAACUUUGUCUCUGUCAUUUGUAGCUAGGGGGCCAUGUUUGCCAAGUGAGAGGCAAAGACUUUCCUUUGUGUAUAAGAAACAGAGCAGUGAUACAUUUUUGCUGUGUGUAUACAGCUGCCUAGCUAUAUAGACAAUAGAUGGGCUGUCAGUCACAAUAUAAAGGGAAAUAGAGCAGAUCUAGAUCUGCAUCUUUGACCAACCGCAGUCUUGCGUGUAAAAGAUCUUAAUGUAUAGAUUUAAGGUGCUCUGUUUCCCCUGUUUCUCUUAUUUUUGUCCACUAAGCUCUAAGCUGUGUUGUAAUUUGAGAUGCCAGGGAGUGUCUUUAGUUUCGUCUGAGCUAUUUGUAAUGGUUCAUUGUGGUAAAAUAUCCAGAGGCCGCUGUCAUUAACCUCCAGCUAAUAGGGAGUUCCCAGUUUUAAAGCUGUAUGUGGUGAAAGAAAAUAGGACAGGGAAUAAAGGAGAAAGUCUUAAAUCUAAUGUAUGAAUGAACAGCCUCACUGAUGGCAUAAAUCGACCUGAGGGAUAGACUCCCACAGUGACAGCCACCUGAGCUGUUCUGCUACAUUCUUCCUGUCUGGCUGUUUUGACAGUGCUCAUCCCAUUUGUGAGUCAUGUUUGUGCUGCUGUAAUUUCCCUCUGAAAAUACAGCUGGUGUUUUUUUUAAUCUCUUCUGAAAAUAUGAAAGUCAACAUGUCAGAUCAGUUGAUUAAAGUUUUUCACUCCUCUUUAGGGGAAGUCUGUGUCAUCUUGAGUAGUGUUGUUUUCACUGUCUGCUGCCAAAUGUCCGUCAUCAGCAGUGCCUUUUUUAGGUUUGUUUUCAUUUCUUCCAGGUCUCACUUCCUUAUCAGUGGAAGCAUUGAUGACACAUUUAAUGGCUGCUGUAACAGAAAACUCCAAAACUAGCUCUGUACUUGUCUCACUAGCUCCUCAUUCCCCUUCUUUGUGCUCACUAGGAUAUAGUGAAUGACCUAUUUUUGGUUUUGGUGUAUCAGAUAUUGCAUAAGCAGUUGCGUCUGCGUGGCUGUGCACACCAGAGUUGACCCCUGUGUGUUGAAUUUAGGCAACCCCCACUGUUUCCUGUUUGGUCAGUAUUGGUACUCUUUUGCUGCUCAGUCAAAGACGAUAGGGUAGCAAAGAAUGGAGGAGGAAAACAUGGUAGUUAUCAUCAAUGCUCUGCUCGAACCCCAGAUGUGGUCAAAGAUUCCCUGCGAGGACUGUUAAAGACUUGUUGGUUAAGCAUUCAGCUGCGGGUCAGUCUUUUCUUAACAAUUGAAGGUCACCCAGUCUUACUCUGGCUCUGUGGUUGCCUGUACUGGCCUUUGGGUUCAUUUCCUGAGGGUAUUCUCACCACUGUGUCUGAUCCACCCUCUACUUUAAGCUGAUUCCCGUGAAUGUGUGUGUCCUCGUCUUUCUAGCCUUGAACAGCUGGAAGCUGGCCAAGCGUUGGGUGGUGAAGAGUUUUAGGGUAAAGGGCAGCUGGAGAUAAUGAAGAAAGGGUGGAGAGGAGAAAAAUGAAUGGAAAAAAGACAAGAGAGGUUGACAAUAAGCCCCCCAAAUAACAGGGUGGGGGAGGACUCAGGAAAGAGAGUGAAAGAGAACUUUUGGCCUUUGUUUCCUGAGAGUCCUAUAAUCACUGCAUAUAGAGAUAGAGAGGCUUCAAACCAUCAGUAGAGGUUUGUAAUAGUCAUGGUUUAAGUCUGUGGGUGAACACAGCAGGCGUUUGUAGUCGUAUAAGAUGAUCAUCUUUGGGAAUAGCUGGUGGGGGGUUGCUUUUGAUAUCUGAAGCAGGGGUGUGCACUGCAGACACGCCGACCACCUGUCGACAUGCUGGUGUGGCAGGCCUUUUGGUCUACAAGGGGGUGGAUGGCCCUCAAAGUGCGUAGGGUCAGCAGUGGUUACCAUGGAUAUACUCUUUGUGGAUCUAUGGUUGGUGGAAUUCCCAAAGACAUCCCCUUCUAAUGCCCCCCUCUCGGCUCUGUCUCAGCGUGCUGUGGGCCCCCUCACCGUGUUUGGAGUUCACUGGUGAAACUCCCCCUUAACUAAUGAAAAUUAAACACCUUCAUGACUCUAAUCAUCCUGUUUUUUCUUGCUUACUUUCAGCCUGUUGUGGCUAAUUAAUCGGCAAUUGAGAAAGACGCGUGGGUGCAGCGGAGACAAAGGAAAGAGCUUAUCCUGUUAAGCUCAGCCCUGUCAAAUGGAGACCAGAGACCCUGAUGUAAGGGUUGCUUUAGAUUCAGGGUUUCAAGUCUUUAUAUGGAUGAAAGCAGAUAAAAGUAAAUAAUGUAUGGAUGAACAAGCACUUAUACAAUCAUCCAUGAGAGGAUAAAAGCUCAGCACUGGUGAAACCCGAGAGGGAAUAAACUGGUCUCCCUCUUCGUUUGAUCUGGCAUCAAAGAAGUCUUUGUUUGUUGCACACAACCACUUACCAGAGAGCACAAGGGGGUAAACUUAUGAAACUACUUAUUUUUCUGCUGUGAGCAUUUGAGUAUGGACAAAAUAAUCACAUCAUAACCAUAAGUAUAUCAAUCUAUUCAGUUUAAUUCAGAGUAAGCAGAUGAUGUAGUUUACGCUUCCUACUUGAGCCUAAAUUCCUGUUUUAAGAUGGAUUAGUCCUGAUUUUUUUCAUCUUUUUGAGUUCUCCUUAACAUAAAAAAAUAACCCCUACCAGGUUCCUAUAAAAAAAAAAACACUGAGAUGUAAACAAAUAAACACUUCUUUUAACACUUCGUUUGUUUCAAUAUUCAGUUUACAAAGACUGGAAUCCUAUGCAAGUAUGGAAAAGUAUGGAAAUAAAUUUGAUCAAUUUGCGGGUCUUAAAAAGUAUGGAAAAUGAAAAAAAAAAAGUAUGGAGAAAUAUAUAUGUUUGCAGACUAUUACCACAGUUCUUAAAUACUGUUUACUAAAAUAGAAAAGUGGGUAUAUCCAAAAAUAAUUCUGAAAAGUAGGGUAUGGAAAUUCCAGUAGUGUAAGGAAGCUGGCCAAGCGUUGGGUAGUGAACACAUUUCUAAUACAAAAUGUCUGUAAUUAGAGCAAAACCAAAAAUUGUCUCUGAAAUCAAUUUUUAAAUGGUUUAUGUUCUCCCUUCAUGGUUUGGAUGAACCUCAUUGGUCCACAAACAUAACACAAAAGUUGCUUAAAGGCUCUGAUUGGUUGAACUCCAUAGACAACAUGUAGAGUAUUUACUUGACUCACAUGAGGGUGCAGUCUCUCCAUGAAGCUGUCUGACUCACAGGAAUAGACACACAGAUCAGGUGAUUUUACAACUGUCUGAGAGCUGAGCACCUGUCUGCUCAAACUUUAUCCUUGACUCCUGUGGCACAUGAAGAUCCAGAAGCUGCAGAUCCAUCUCCUUGAAAUAUACAAGAACUGUCUAUCCCCCAACAUAAAAUAGUGAUCCUAGGCAGACUUUCAAGGCUCUUUGCAGUAACUUUCUUUUAUCUGCGCAGGCUGACGUCAUUUUCUCACAACAACUCCUGUCCUUUAAGGUUUAGAAAAACAAAAACACUGAGAUACUGGAAGUCAAACUGCAUGAGAGAACAGGAUGUUCCUGACUGGGCAUAAGUCCAACAUGUAGCUCCAAUUAAACAGAAGUAUAUGGUAUUUAAAUAUGUACAAACAACUGUUAACCGAGAUACAUGCAUGCACUUCCACAUUUUUGUGUCAGCGUUUUUUGCACAGAGAUGCUUUCUGCAGUUAGGGUGUGUGUGUGUGUAGUGGUGCACCUUCCUGUUUCCUGUGUUUGGUGAUAGACCCACAGUACUUGUGUUCUGACCAUAAGUAAUGAUUAAACUGCACAUGUUUGAUGUUGAUUUCUGUUGUAAAAUACGCACCAUAUUCAAACUAAAUGUUGAAUUUCGGUGCAUGUCUUUAUUUACAUUCAUUCCCAGGUGUCCAGCUUUUUAUAUCCUGGAAAAUUACUUACUGCGUCUCAGAGCAAAAAGAAAAAAAUGGAAACUUUAGUGGACACGGGAAACUUGAAAUAAUGGUCAACUGCUGGAGCGUCUAUUUGCUCAUUCAUGGUUUCUAUCACGAGGGACAUACCCCUCCUCCUGCCUCAAAGUGGGCAUUUUCGGGUCAAUUUAGACAGUGAAGUCUUGUCUGCACUAGGUCACAACGACACACACACACACACACACACACACACACACACACACACACACACACACACACACACACACACACACACACACAGGCCUACUCUUUUUCCUGUGACAGGCCCUCAUGUAGAAGAACAGUCUGGUAAAGUUCUGUAAUUAUAUAGUGUUAUGUAUUUAUAUACCCACCCAAUCCUGUGUGUUUGCUUCCACUGCCCACAGAUCACACACUGAUGCAGGGAGAGGUGCACUUCUGAUGUGGUCUCUGGUCAAGGUGUGGUGCACUGCAAGGGCACAGUGGUCUUUAGCUACUGGUGGACUAUUUUCUUUUGUGUUCCUCUCCUGUUAGUGUAGGCAAAUGCUCAGACUAGAGUGAGAGACAGGGAAUUAUGGGCAGAUGGGAGUAACUUUCCAUUGACUGCUGACCUGUCAACAGGUGCUUGUUAUGAAUAUGGCAUGAGUCUAACUACAGGCAGAAGUGACCUCAUCCUCCAACUUAAAGGGAUAUUCAGGCGUAAAAUUAAUUUAGGGUCAAACACACCGUAACACCGAGUUAUACACCCCCUCGAGUGAUGAAUGUUGCCGACUGCUUGCUUCUCUAGUUAUACAAACUUUAGUAACGACCGCACGACAGCAACACACAGCGGUAUGAGGAGCCAUAAAGAAACCUCAACCAAAACGCCACUCUAUAGCCACAAAUAAUGCUCAGAACAGCAUUUCUUUAUCAUUUCCUUGAAGUAAUAAUCAUCAUAUUAAUCAUUUUGCACUGCAGACACUGUAGUUCUUCUGCCUUAGCGUCUUGGUCUGAUUGCAUUUCCAUGAAGAAAUGAUCAUAAAUUUUCUUCCUUGAGCUGCGUCACCCCGCUGUAGUCCGUAAUGAACUGGCCUGAGGUCUUGCUACAAACAAGCAGCUGCUGGAAGAGAGUAGGUGAGUUGUGUUUAGUCUCUUUGCUAAAGAAAUUAGGCAAAGUUAAAAAGAUAUUCGUGGGUAGUGCUAUGGCUGCGACCCUAUAUGUACUGUUGAUGAAGUUAGGUGAUGUUCUGAGCAUUAUUUGUGGCCAUAGAGCGGUGUUUUGGUUGAGGUUUUUGUGUGGCUCCUCAGACUGCUGUGUAUUGCUAUCGUGCGGUCGUUACUAAAGAUGGUAUAACUAGAGAAACAAGCGGUCAGCAACAUUAAUCUCACGAGGGGGUGUCUAACUCAUUGUUACGGUGUGUUUGACCCUAAAUAUAAUUUUAUACCGGAAUAUCCCAUUAACUGAACCACAACCAGUGUGCACUACAAAAACACAUUGAUAUGUAUAAAAUCUGUCAGUCAAACAAUGCCAGCACUCAGGGUCCUCUUUUGUUUUUUCUGUAAAUGAGUGUAACGAUACAAGAGAAUGAAAUGCAACACGGUUCUUCAGCUGCAUACCUAACCAGGACUGUGCACUUGUCAGAUUUCUGAUUUUUCAAGCCAGAAGGACAGAGCUAAUAUCAUUUCCACAAUUCCAUGAGAUUAGUUCAAUUUGCCUCUCCGUCAUAACAGUAAUCUAAACCGCUGUCUGUGUGUGGGUCCUAAACUGGGGUCUGUAAUCUAGCCAGGGUGUACAGAUGCAGUAAAGCCAGCGUGAAACAUUGUAUGAUGUGUUGCGUCAUGCUUCAAAUGCCAGUAAUGUGUGGUAUGCUGCACACUCGUGGAUCCAUGCAGGCACAUGGUCAGCAUCAAGACACUUAUCCCACAAGGCUUCAACCCUCCUGCUGUCUGUCCUGAUGUCUCCCUGCUAGUCUUCCCUAGACAGAGCACAUCAUUGAUUUGAACCUCAAGCUGUUGAAGGGCUCUUAUUAGGUGGACUCUCUGAAGCCAUGUGCUGUUGAUGUUAUGGUUAUCUCUACAGAUUAACAUUUCAAACAAAACUCUUUCUCCACCAGUUUCCCAAGAGCUUGGAAACACAUAGUUGUGAUUGUUGCUGUAACGCAGGCUGGGUUUAGUGAUAUCUCUGUCUCUCUAUUUCUUUCUUUUUGCAUUACUGGAUAUUGAACUUAUUCAUCAUGUUCAUUUCCAUGAUUGAAUACUGUGAAGUAGUUCAGAGUGUAACCUCCAUAGCCAAAUGGGGGUUGCAAAAUAGACACCUGAUCCUCUAUUAUCCAAGUGCCUUUCAAAUACAUCGUGUCUAAUGGCACACAAUUAUGCAGAGAAUUGUGAAAGCAGUACGAUACUGAUUCAGCGUUCUUUCUUUCUGUCCUCCCUAUUGUUCUGUUUGCAGCUGGCCUGCUGCUGCGGCUCAGCAGCCUGCUCGUGCUGCUGUAACUGCUGCCCCAAGAUCAAACAGUCCACAGGGACCCGAGUCAUGUACGCCCUCUACUUCUUGCUGGUCACCAUCCUCUGUGUCAUCAUGAUGUCCCCGACUGUUGAGACGCAUAUGAAGGAGAAUGUAAGUACAAAAAUUACAUACUCAAAUAUAGCAGCAUGUGUUUGUAGAACUAUGUAAUUUACAAGUAUAUUUAUAUAUGUAAUUGAGGAGCUUUAACUGUAUAUACUUUGAAGAACGGGGAAGGGAAAGUGGAACAGCAACAUAGAGGAAAGGAAAUCUCUCCUCUGAGCUCUGCAAGAUCUGUCCAAACACAGGACAGCAAAUACAUCUUAAAGUUAUACAAAGUUCGCUAACACUUUACCAGACGCCUAUCUCUAUAACGCAUUAUAAUUACAUGUAUGAUGCGUUAUAAUCAUGUUAUAGCACUAUAUAAGUGUAGUUAUAAACACUCAUAAAUGAUCAUAAUGCUUUAUAGCAAUAAUCAUAACAAAUUACAAAGCAUUUUAUCAUGACUUACAAGGUCGGGUAUUAUAACGUGUUAUGAUUAUUGCUAUAAAGCAUAAUGAUCAUUUAUGAGUGUUUAUAACUAUACUCAAACAGUAUGCAUAUAUUGAUAAUGCAUUAUAGAGAUAGGCAAUAAAUAAAGUGUUACCUAAAGUUCAUUACAUAUGUGAAAUGCUUUCUGGAGAGUUGGCAGGUUUUCAGAACAUCAACCUAUUCAAAUGUCAUCCUUUAUUUAUAUGUUUUCAUUCUUUGUGAAGACUGCAGCGUAAGUGAGAGGGGCCUAUUGAUUUUCUACACACAGUGACACAUGGGAGUUCCAGCUCUGUUUUGAGUUUUUGAAUGGGAUCAUCUUGCGCACACAGCUGCUUUCUGGAAAAUGUAGGACAGAAGAAGUACUAACUCAUGUCUCCAUAAACUUGCAGAAAUGACAUAAACCAAGGUCUGGGUGUCAUUAGAUAGUACAGUGCUUUGGUCAAAAGCCGUGCUAACUAAAAACAGGACUGAAAGAGAAAAUCUGAGAGGAAUUAGAUUUGUAGGUCACAUGCUCUCCAGACAUGUUGAAACUGGGUGUUGUCUUGCUGGGUGAGCCAACAUUUAUUUUUUGCGCUUUGCUAUAAACAGAACAGUCUUUCAGAGUCGUACUGGGGUUGGUUUGUCAGUGCCAAAAGGCAAAAUUAAAGAUUGAUAACACUGCAAGGCAGACAACCUACUUCUUUAUCUGGAGACUCCUGUGUGUGUUCACAGCAGGAAGGCCACAGUCUAGAAGGCAGGAGUUCAGGCUGCUAGCUUUUGUUUUAAACCGCCCACCUUACCUCUAAGGCUGUGGGAGGAUACACAGGAGGCCUACUGCUCUCUUUCUUUUGAUCUCUGUGACUUUCAUGGUGUUUAUUCCUCCGUGUUGCCUCUUUGAUGAAUCAUGAUGCAAUGAAUUAUUAUCAGAGCAACUCUUUCUGUGGUUGUUUCUGAUAGAAUCUAACUCAGAGUUUUUCAGUGAGUGCUCUCGUCCUCACCAAGCAGGUGUGUCAGAGUGCAGACAUGAAUUAUUUCCUGACUCAUCACAAUCUCGUUUGUUUCCUUUACUAAUAUUCAUAUCUGAAUAUCUGAACUUGACAAGUAAUACUGUUGUCUUGAGGCAUAUUCACACUGCAUAGUAAGGGUGGGAGAAAAAAUCGAUACAGCAUAAUAUCAUGAUAUUUUGUCUAGUGAUAUAUCGUAUCGUCUCAUUGGCCAAGUAUCGAUUUUUCAAGUUGCUAAUAUUAUUAUAAAGUUAUGAUGUGUUUGAGUUACCUCAGAAGUCAGAUGUCGAAGCUGGGAAUGACGUCACACCCGAGUUACCAGCACCAAGUCGAAAAGAAAGCAAAAUCGGAGGUGGAAACAAGAUGGCUACAUCUACAAAAGUUAUUUUAGCGCUUGCCAUGUCCUUGCCUAUAUUCGGACAAGGCAAGUGUUAAAAUAACUUUCAUAGAUGUAGCCAUCUUGUUUCCGCCUCUGAUUUCGCUUUUUUCCGACUUGGUAACCGAAACGCUGUUAACUCGGGUGUGACGUCAUUCCCAGCUCAGACUUCUGGCUUCAAAGAUAACUCGAACGCAGCAUUAGUGCAACAAAUAUAUAUAUAAGGUUUUCAAGAUGUGCGACAUGAAAAUAAAAUACAACGUAAAUAAGACAAACAUAAAGGAAAGCCAAAAGCUAAAUUAGCUAAAUAGUUGAAAAAAUUGUAUGGAUCGCAACAUAUUUUAUCGCAAUACUCAGUGUAUUGCAAAAUGUUAAAAAACACAAAAAUAUCGUAUUGUGGCCCAAGUAUCGCGAUAAUAUCGUAUCAUGGGGCCACUAGUGAUUCCCACCCUUACUGCAUAGUACUGUAGAAAACAACUAAGGAGUCAGUCUGAAGACAGAGAUACUGCAUUUUUCCUCCAGUCUUCCUUUGCUGUUUGUUAUUCUUGAGCUUUUUUGGCAUCCGCUCCAAACAGCUCCCGACUGUCUUUCUACUUAUGAGAGGGGAACCCCAUAAAAGCCCCCGAAUGGUCUCUGAUAGCCUGUGCAGAUCCUGCUGAGUUACACACAAAUAUAUGAACAUGUAUACAACGCUGUCAGCUCCACACUGAGCAUAGCGGGACGUCCCAGCUAAAAGAGCAGCCAUUGUGUGAAUGAGAGAGUGCUGUUCUUUUCUCAAGAGAUUUACAGCUGUCUGAAUCAGCCCCUCUCCCUCUUAAUCACGACACCAUGGACAUGCUAAUAUGGUCCUCGACAUGAGACAAAAGCGCCAAAAUGGGCUUUUUACUUGAUGUUGUAAUGUGGCUCUGGACUGUGCUUCACACUAAAGGGAUGACAACUCAAUCCUCUAGCGUCUCACCUGUGCGUUCAAAAACUUCAAUACUCAGGUGCCACAACAAGGCCAAAAACAUCUCAAGCCAUCGGUUCUCUUAAAGUAAAGACCUUCAGUUUUUAUUUUAGUUUCCCAAAAAGCCGCUGAAGUACUUCCACUUAUUUUUAGAAGCAACAUUGACGUGCUGAUCCACUUCAAUGACUCUGAUUUUGCUUUUCUCUUUGAUUUUGCAGCUCAUUUUCCCGUCGGUCAAAAUAAAGUUCAUGGGAUUGUAUUUUCACUCGGGUUUCUCUGUCUUUCUCCUGCUCUUCCUGCUUCCCACUCCUCCCAAUCCUUCUGACUUGCUGACAAGAGGCGGUUAAUUUAUUCAUCUGUGUCUUUUGUUUGUGUACACUGACAGUUGGUUGUAAGGCCCCUCUAACAGCCUGUAGAGAAGGAGGAAUGAAAGAGGGUUUCAUGGAGAGAAAGAGGGGUUGUUGUUGCUGCCUGUUCUCUCUUUCUGCCGCUUUAGAGGCGUGACGCUCAGAAUAGCAGCUAUUGGGCCUAUUCUCAGAAGCUGCACUCUGGACAAGCUGAAGAGGGUUGUUGAUUUAUUUCUCAAGAUCAUAAUGAUCUAAUCAAAGUGUUUGAUUUUUGUUUUCCAAUUAGAUCCCCUACUACAAUGAUCUGUGUGAAAAGUUGAACGCAGGAGAGAACUGCAAAACACUGGUGGGCUACUCGGCUGUCUACAAGGUGUGCUUUGGCAUGUCCUGCUUCUUCUUAUUCUUCUGUUUGUUCACCAUCCGAGUCAAUAACAGUGAAGGCUGCAGGGCAGCUGUGCACAAUGGGUAAGAAGGCUUUGUUGUCUCCCUCUCCACCUUUUACCAUGCCAGUCAAUAAACAAUUACCUCUCGGGGAAAACAAAUGUGUGUAGUUUCAGUUAAAAGAUUUUAAGAAAGGGCCACACAGAUGUUUUUAUACUUGACUGAACAUUAUAGGCAGGGUUUUAGUUGCACUUGCAGUGGUCAGCUCAGUUCAGGGUUAACACAAACCUCAAGCAAUGACUGAAUCUUGACUGUUGUCAGUCUGUCAUGUUUCAUUAUUUUAUUGAUUUAAGUUUUUUCCUACUACAGUAGUUAAAAUAAAUUUUGAGUUGUGAUUCUGUUUUUUCUGUGCAAACUAAAUCUCUGCUCUGACUGCAGGUUCUGGUUGCUGAAGUUCAUCGUACUGGCAGCAUGCUGCGCUGGAGGUUUCUUCAUCCCAGGAGAGGAAACUUUUCUUGAAGGUGAAGAUAAUAACACUCAGCCUUAGAAAAACAAAUGGUAACACUUUACUUGACGCCUAUCCCCUAUAAUCACAUUAUAGCACUGUUAAAAUAUAGUUAUAAACACUCAUAAAUGAUCAUAAUGCUUUAUAGCAAUAAUCAUAACACGUUAUAAAGAAUUUUAUCAUGACUUACAAGGUCAGGUAUUAUAAUGUGUUAUAACUGUUAACAACUCACGGACAAUGCCCACAUAGAUAAUACAUUAUACAUAUAUUUGUGAUGUGUUAUAAUUUGCUUAUAAACUUGUAUAACUAUCAUUAUAAACACUCAUGAAUUAUCAUAAGGCUUUAUAACAAUAAUCAUAACACAUUAUAAAGCAUUUUAUCAUGACUUACAAGGUCAGGUAUUCUAAUGUGUUAUGAUUAUUGCUAUAAAGCAUUAUGAUCAUUUAUGAUUGUUUAUAGCUAUAGUUAUACAGUGCUAUAACAUGAUUAUAACGGGUAAUAAAUAUGUAUUGGUAAUGCGUUGUAUAGAUAGGCAUCAAGUAAAGUGUUACCCAAAUAAUAAAUAAUAAAGGAUUGCUUGAUAACAUCAACCAUUAAUAUAUUCGAGUAUUAUUUCUUGUGUUACUUAAAAUAAGCAUACACCCAACGUUAGAUCUUCUCCUUGCUAAAAACAAAUGGUUUCUCCUUAUGCCACAGUUUGGCGGUAUGUAGGAGCAGCCUGUGGGUCCAUCUUCCUGCUGAUCCAGCUCAUGCUGCUGGUGGAGUUUGCACACAGAUGGAACACGAACUGGUGAGAAUGAAAAAUUCACUUUUGUCUCAGUAAAUUCGAGUUUGUCUCACUUGUGUGCGCACAGUUAUCAUGUAAAUAGGAGCAUGGGAGAGGGUGGGACAUGUUAUUCUAUGGGUUGAUUUGUAUUAAAAGUUGGGAAACAGAAUAUUGUAGCCAUGGGGGUUUUGGGGUGGAAAGGUGGUAGUAAUGCUGCGUUCCAGUUGUACUCAGAAGUCGGAAUUUCGAGCUCCAAGUCGGAAAUUAAUCUGAAACGUCCCCCUUAAGUUGGAUUUCCAACUCGUAAAGUUAGGCAAUCCUCACCAACCCCGACCUGACAAUAACGUCAUAACCCAAGAUGGAAGCGCAGCGCAUCAACAGUAAAGAGUAACAGUGAAAGCUCCCACAAUGUAUUAUGUAUCAGCACUUCUGUUUUGUUUUUGUGAAAUAAAAUAAAUGGUAUAUGUUGUACUGCCAAACAUCUAACUGUGAACACCGUGCUAUGGUGUUUGUAAAAGUAAAAAAAUGUGUUACGCGAUGUUUACAACUGGUAUAACUAAAAACAACUAACAACAGCUGACAACCGCUGACAACAACUGACAAUGGCCAAUGACAGCUGACAAUUGUAAACAACAGCUAGCAAUGGCUAACAGUAGGCGUCCAUCUUGGUUUUCCGACUUGUUUACUGGAACGCCGUCAUCUUAGGUGUAGCGUCAUUUCCAGCUCCGACACCCGACCUUCAAGAUAAUUGGAACGCAGCAUGUUUGACUUAAAGGAAGAAAAGACAAGUUUAUUUCAUUGUUAUUUGUAUCUGUUAACAUUUGACUUUGAACUUGGGAGGUUUUGUAGUAGAUGGAUGACAAAAGAUGCAAUCCAGCCCAUGAACCCUCAGUGAAUAAACAAACACUUGGCCUUCUUUCUGUCAGAGUUGAGUGGCCUUGCGCUUGGAGUUCCCCCUCUCCACACUAACACACACAUACCACAGCAGACUGUAUGACUUUCUUUUUCUUUUAUUCCUGUGUACAAAAUAGGGAAAUUUCCAGAUAAAGUAAAACUGAAGUUAAAACAAUUAGAAAACCAUGAACCUAUCCUCUUGUUUCCUCAGGCAUUGAAAUAACUAAAGAAACCUUUCUCUUCCUUUGAAAUUUUUUUAGGACAGUCUUGCCCGAGUCCGUUUUCUUUGUGUUUUCCCCCCAUUCACUUGAUCUUUUUACUUAUUUAAUUUCCUUUACCCUUGUUCAUGUUGUUUUGUUUUUCUUUUUCUACUGUCUGUUUUCUCCCUCUCCUCUCUUCCUGUCUGCAGGAGUUCUGGGGUGAAGUACAAUCGGCUGUGGUACGCAGCUUUGGCAUUUGUGACUCUGAUGCUCUUCACCGCCGCUGUCGGAGCCGUUGUCUUCAUGGGUGUUUAUUACACCCACCCCGAGGCAUGUUUACUAAACAAGAUCUUCCUGGGUAUCAACGGCAGCCUGUGUCUCAUCGUCUCGCUUUUGGCCAUUUCUCCAUGCAUACAGAAAUGUAAGGACUCGUGCUCAUAGUCACAUUAUCUCAUAUGAACUUCUAAUGCAAGUGGAAGGAUGUAGACUUAAAAAAUAACUGCUGUAAUGCAGAAUUGGGAUUUAAGUAAUCACAAAUUUAACUAUUAGAUUACUUUAACUACAUAUGCAUCUUUUUAGUUAUCUCGUUUAGUGACGUUUUGAAAGUAACCCCUGCUUUUAUUGUCUUUGCAGUGCAGCCCACAUCAGGCCUGCUUCAGCCUGGAGUCAUCAGUUGUUACGUCAUGUACCUCACCUUCUCAGCCUUCACCAGCAAACCAAAAGAGGGUGAGUAUGAAAGAAACCAACGCUCAGCUUUAUGCUUUUAUCAACAGGUGUUAUUCAUAUCAUGAGUCAGAGGUUUGGCUUACUAAUGCUGCAGCAAAACCUACUUAGACAGACUAUCUUUGAAGAAGUACACAAAACCGCAGAAACACAGUCUUAGUCGUAGGAAAGGGAGAUGAAAUGAUAGAGAUAAAAAUUGUGUUUUUAAAAUCUUUGGGUUCCAAUUUCCACUGUAGUUUUAAAGAAUACAUACCAUGAAUAUGAUAUCAGAGAUGCCAUAUUGUAAAUAUGACUUUAUGUUUUUGAAAUCAGCACGCCUCCUUUGAUACACUGAAGUAUUCUACAUUGAGUUUUUGCUCUUACUCUUUGUUGUACUAUCUCCUCUUUCCCUCCUCCUUCUCUCACUGCUGCUUAUUGCAUGCCAAAACACACACAUUCUCACUGCACCUUUCACUAUGUCACUCACUGCUUUUAAUACCCCCCUUCUUCUGUGUCUAUCACCUCAUCCAUCUCUGUCUGCACAUUAUUUCUGUCCAGCGGUGGAGAUAAAUGGUGUGAACACAACCGUGUGUGUUUUUCCCUUCAACUCUGGACUGGAGGGGGACAAGAAGAUUGUCACUUUCUUGGGAACUGUUAUCCUGUUCGGCUGUAUCCUUUACUCUUGGUAAGACACACACACUCACACACACCUCACUUCAGUUUUUUUUCUAUUUCAAUGUCCAGAAACGGAUCAAAUUAUCUUGCAGUUUAUCUUUUUUUGUGUUUGAUCAUUGACUUAACAGAGAUAAGAGACGGAUUAAAGGCAACAGUACAAUCCCAGUGACCACCAAUUUGUUAUAAACGAUAUGAAAUGAAAAAGAAAAACAUUCCCCAUACAACAGGCUGCAGAGACAAGGACAGGGCUUUUUGAUUGGCUGUGACUCAGGAGAAACAGUUUGUGAUUGGCUAUGGUGAAGCUAGGGGUGAGAGAGUGGAGAAAUGUGAGGGUUUUUUUUUUUUUGCGUUUCUUCACAUGUGUUUUCCAUCAAGCAUAGGCAUCAUGUCUCUUGUGGUCGUUCCUUGAAGGAAGGGAAUUGGACUGCGCAGUUGUUUGAAACUGCAAAUUAUUGGAAAAAUACACAGAGAGUGAAUUACAACCUUUCUCCCUCUCCUUCCAUCUGUCUUUCUAUCUCUUUUUUUCCGCUCUCCUUCCAGCCUGACAUCCACCACCAGGAGAAGCUCUGCAGCACUUCGAGUUUGCAGGAAUAGUGAGCCAGAGACCGAGGUAAACACAGAGACAUUCAGGUCAUGGGUGUGUAGUUAAGAAAAUAUACAGACUAAGAGGAAAUGAACACCUCACUGAAAAAGCUCUCCUCAUCAGACAUCCUUAAGAUAAAUGAAAGAAAACAGAUUAAACCCGAGGGACAUCAUGUGUGUAUUUUUCGGGGGUUUUUCACCUGCUUGUUUUUCGCUUUCUUGCAGAGAGCUCGAUGCUGUUUCUGUUUUGGAGAUGAUACAGGUGAGGAAAGUUUCCCCACCCCCACACUCCCAUCACAUCUUAACCCCCCACCCCCACCCCGAGCCUGCUCAGUGUGUACGCAUAUGUCCCCAGUCGCACACAAAAGGGCCGCGCUCAUUGCUAUUCCUCAGCCCGACUGAGGAUGGUGAGAAAGUAUUGGUCAGCAAACACAGAUGAUGUCACUGUUACUAGGAGGUUAGUAUGACACAUUGAAGCAGGACCAGCAGCGGUUUGGGAGUAUGGGAAGGCUGACACUGCCCCCUGCUGGACAUGUAAUAUUCUAUUUUCCAAUAUAUACCCACCAGAAAGGGCUGUACACCCCUUUAAGUAACAUUUCCUUUAAAUUAGUCGUCAUUUUAGGACUUUUCAGCAUAACCAUUGUCUAAUACUGAAAGUUUCACUCAUCCACAUCCUUCUUGCAACAUUUCUUCUCUGCUUUAGAUGACUAUGAUGAGGAGAAGACUGGUUCUGGACAGAAUGUUUUGUACGAUGAGAAAGAGGCAACCAUUUACAGCUACGCCUACUUCCACUUUGUCUUCUUCCUGGGAUCGCUCUAUGUCAUGAUGACCGUCACCAACUGGUUCAAGUGAGUGAUACUUAGCUUGAUGCACAUUCUGAUUUUGCUGUAGUCCGAUUUUACUCAGUAAUUUGUAUCUGAUCAGACUAAGGAAAAUAAAAUAAGUUUACAAAAAAAUGAUAUGCCGUUGCUACAUUUAUAAGGUUGCAGUCAAACUUCAAACUGGCCAAACAGCUCUAUAAAAAUAAGCCCUCCAAGACUCACCUCCUUUCAACGUGUCAAUAAUUCUUAUUUCAGAGCUGAACUGUCAGUAGCACAUGACAGCACUUUACCUCUGCAAAAGAGACAAGAGAAAAGAGACAAUGUACCUGAUGAUUUACUUUGGCAAGAAAUUUAUUGUAAUGAAUGAAACUCAUCUUAUUUCCACAAAUAAGCCUCUUUUAAAGCACACCUAAUGACAAGUACAUUUCAUAUUUAUUUGAUCUGUUUAAUAUUGAUAAUUAGGGAGGCACAAUACUGGACUUUGCAAACAUCUGACUUUCAAGCUUAUUUUGCCAAUAUCUUUAUCAUUACCAAACCACACGUCAGCCCACAUCUUUAACCACGCUGAAAGGCUGGUUGUCAGAAGCAAUGAGUUCAGUGUUUCUCUCAGUAAGCUUCUUUAUCUUUGGGUAGUCUCUGCUUUAAUUUUUAAUUCUCUUGAUUUACUAAAGAAGAGGCUUCUUUUAGGUUUUUGCUAGCACUUUAAGUUCUUUUCAGAAACUUUUGGUACUUUAGGACAGCAGGUAUUCAGAUGUACAGUUAAAAUAAAUAAGUAUCUGUAAUGUCAUAAGCUGCACCUGCUACAUGAUAAGAUAAAGUCUGCGGUCUCAUUUCUCUGGAGUUAUAAACACCCACCAGUGUUCAAAUAAAGUAUUCUGAUUCUGGUUUUGAUUCUGAUCAUCAGCCAGUGAAAGAGUGAAAGAGGAGUUUGUUUCACUUGAUUGUGCACACUCUCCGUUGAUGCGUGGUAUAACUGGAGAGUGUGAACUUAAUUUGCAAUAGUGUGGUCAAGUUGACUUUCUGCUGUCCUCAGCGUUCACUGCUAAUCUUACCGAGCUGUUUGUUAUGGUUUUCACGUCUGUCCUUCUCUGCGCCUUUUCUCAGUCCUCUCUUUGCUUCUCUUGCAGUUACGACAAUCAUGAUAUUGAGAAGCUGUUGGAUGGGAGCUGGUCGGUGUACUGGCUCAAGAUGGCCUCCUGCUGGGUCUGUCUUAUCCUCUACAUGUGGACCCUCAUUGCCCCCAUGGUCUGCCCGAAGCGCUUUGAAGCCUAGGACAGGCAUCGCUUCAGUGGAGUCAGACUGCUCUAAUUCUUGGGUUGAAGCUCGCACGCUGAGCCAAGGGACCACCACAAUCCCCUUUACGGUGAAACACAACCUGACACUACCCUCAGUGUUUCAAAUGGAGGAUAAUCUGUUGCCUUUUGUUUUAUAAGCCUGGGUUUUUGUUCAAUUUUUACUUUGUUUUUUAAUGUUAAGCUUUUAAUAUCUGAAUGAUAACUGUGUCAUCUUUUACUACCACUUACUCCUGAAGUUUUGUAUUUCUUAAAAGUUUGAAAUAUACAAAGCGUUAUGGAGUUGAGCUACGUUUUUUGAAUAUGCGAAGUGUCCUGCACUCAUAGAUUCCUCUGUCAUCUUUAAAUGCUUUCUCUGUGUUUAUCAGCUUUUCCUUUUUUUUACAUUCACUCUCAUCCAGGCAUUUCAGUUCAGUUUUGUACAGUUGGAACAUAAAGUUUUGGGACAAAUUUAUUACAGGCAAAUGUCACAAGAGAAAUUGUAUUUAUUAAGGUGUGUCUAAAGCUAUCCGAAAUCAUUUGUGAAGAAAUGCAGCGCUGAAUUAGAUUUGUCCUUGGCUUUGUUGAAAACCUCAUCUCUCAGGCUCAGAUGUAAGCUGAUUUUGUUUACUCUUUGUUGUUGCGCCCUUUUGUAGAAGUUUUCUAUGCAACAGAACAAGCUCUUUUCAAUAUUAUAUACAUUUAGUGUUGUGCAGCUUCCUGUUACACUUCAGAGAUUUGAUGUCUCAGAUUUUAAUAUCGUCAGUGCUCCCUUUGAGCAAGACGUUUUUCUUAGGAAAAUCCAUGUCCAACAUUUCCAUUCAUACUCGUUGUGAAACAGGGCAGUGCUCUUUAAGUCAACCUGCCUUACGUAAGAGUGACGUUAGUCUUUAUGUUCGUGAAGUGUCCCUUUUUUGAAUGACCACGAGUUGGUUUGUUUGCCAAAGGUAGAUGUAAGAAAAUAACAUGACUCAUCGUUUGGUUGGUUAUGGUGAAAAAUAAGAACAUCUUGUAUUUGCAUGCUCACGCAGACUCUUAAAAUCAGCUGUUUUUUGUACAGUUUUAAAGGCUUGUUACCUUGAUUUUGUUACAUGUGUCAGCUCAUAACAGAGGUCAGACUUAAGUAGCAUGAGUACUUUUAUUCGAGUUAUUCAACACUGGAUGUUGAGUUUACUGCCAAAUUUGAAAUCCACAAAGACCUUCACCUGUUUGUUUACUGUGUAACAGUUUAUUGUCGUGUAAAGACACAAAUCAUUGCACAUCAUUGCAAGUUGUUUCUUAUUCGUCUUUAAUAAAUCAGAUCAUUCCCGUCUGAUCUUACAGUAGCAUUAAUAUGUUUCGUAAUACCUUUAUGUACUUUCUGGCUACAGUUCUGUGAUCGGUCUCAUUGACUUCUGCUUAAUAAACCUGAAGAUUUUGUUAUUCAACUGUAAGUUCCUGUGAGGAGUUCAUAGUUUGUUUUUAAAAAGGCUUAAAUCUAUCUAUCUAUUAUUAAAUCUACAGCCAGUAAGGUGCCAGACAAACUAAUUACACACUGCAGAAACAGCCUUUUUUUUGUUUACAAUGUCCACAACAAUAGUACUUGACUAAAGGUACAUUUUGACUGCUCCAAAGCAGGAAAUCUUUAUUUGUCCAACAACACCUACUUAAGCCUGGGCACAAGAUCCGACACCUGAUAAAAAAUACUGUUUUGUCCCCCAGGGUUGUCAAAACCAACAUAAACUGAAAGUUCCUCACAAGAGCUUAAAGUUGUUAACUAUUCUGUAUUUCAACUAUUAGUGCGAAUCUUGAAGUUAAAUGGUGCUCUGCAGCUUUGAUACCAAGCAACAAAGUCAAUAUGAAAUCAGACAGCGGGGCUCUCAGUGAAGGCUGUUUGAUGCUUAAACAAACUGGAACUCAUUUUGACCAAGAAGUGUGUUCCAAAUACAGAAACCUGGUUCAUACUCUGUCAAUAAAACACCCAUUGAACCCCACAUUUGGUG